AUGGCGACUUUCGUUCCAUGGUUCGUGUACUCGGUGACUUUACAAUCAGAUAUAGAAGCCCUUUGGAGCCUGAAGCAGGAAAUUGAUCCCUACACAAUAUCUCCAUCUUCCUUCCUACAAACUUGGAAUUUCCAAGUGGAUCCAUGCGAUGAUCCAGGGGAGCGGUUUCUCGGAAUCGUGUGCACGAUUCCUGCAGAUAAUUCAACUGCACGGGUAGUGGAGAUCGAUCUUGACGCUGCAGGAUACAACGGGUUUCUGACACCAACGAUCGGGAACCUUACCGCGCUCACCAUACUUAACCUGGCCAAGAACAGGUUUUGGGGGCCAAUACCUUCCUCACUUUCUAACCUACGAAAUCUAACCAAACUUCAACUCUCGAAUAAUCUUCUCACCGGCUUUUUCCCUCCAAUAAUCGACAAGCUCAAGAGACUGGAGAUCAUUGAUGUAUCGCAUAACGAACUGUCCGGUUCAAUCCCAAGAAAUAUUGCCAACCAUAGAACCCUAACUGUCUUAAUAUUGGCGAACAACCAAUUCACCGGUAGGAUCCCCGACCUCAUGGGAUUAUGGCAGCUGAACACCUUAGAUCUCAGCAGAAACCUACUCAAUGGAAACUUACCACGGCUUCCAGUAAGGUUGAAGACAUUGUUGCUGAGCAAUAACAAUCUAUCAGGCCAUAUUUCACCACUAAAAAGGUUCACGAACCUAGAAACAAUGGAUCUCAGCGAUAACAAUUUUUCCGGUCCAAUAUACCAUGAAAUCCUGGCAUUACCCGGUGUUAAUCACAUCAACCUUUCGAUCAACAGUUUCACAGAGAUGGAGGUGAUUGAAAUUUCACACAGAGAUUCGCAACUUGAGGUGCUUGACGUGCACAGUAACAACAUUAGUGGUCAUUUGUCGAGAAAUUUAGCCACGUACCCAAAUCUUACCAGAAUCGAUCUAGGUUACAACCAGUUUUCUGGCAGAAUUCCAGUGGAAUACGGCCAGAUGGUGGACGGAACGUGGAGGAGUGUUUUCUUGGAUAACAACUGGCUUGUGGGAAGACUACCACCUCAGUUCAACAACACUAGAGUAAGCAUUACGGGAAGUCUUGCACAAAACUGUCUUGAUUGCCCAGACAACAUCCAGUUGUGUAAUGGAGGCCAAAAACCAGCUUCACAAUGUGUCGGGCCGAACACUUGGUGA
Molecule: messenger RNA, 1182 nt
Organism: Rhododendron vialii
Lineage: Eukaryota; Viridiplantae; Streptophyta; Magnoliopsida; Ericales; Ericaceae
Product: leucine-rich repeat receptor-like serine/threonine-protein kinase BAM1
Exons: 1
Coding region: 1-1182 (393 amino acids)
Molecular function (GO): protein binding
Source: RefSeq, a predicted model, not a curated record